Messenger RNA from Neltuma alba, 1625 nucleotides. RefSeq lists its product as uncharacterized. The coding region runs from base 120 to 1259 and encodes 379 amino acids. The record is from RefSeq and is a predicted model, not a curated record. NCBI's taxonomy places the organism in Eukaryota, Viridiplantae, Streptophyta, Magnoliopsida, Fabales, Fabaceae. The transcript has 7 exons.
UUAAUGAAUUUUCCCUAGUUCAUCUCUGUUAUUCAAUUGAGCAAGAGUGCAAGAUCCAGUUAUUUGUUAUUUCUGCUUAUUUGUAUUGUCAUUCAGCUGCAGAUGAGAACAUAGCAGGCAUGAAAAUGAAAAUAUGCAGUGGAUGGCGUCGGUUUCUGUUUGGUCUUCCUCUUAUUUUCUUUCUUCCCCAUCUGUUAUCUGUCAUGGAGUUGCACCAAAACUCAAGCAUGCAGGAACCCCAGAAGAAACUUCAAAAGAAAUUUGAUCAUCUGGUUCUUGGUUCUGCUGCUGGUCAAGGCUUGGCUAAUCGUUUGCAAUGCCAAGGAACUAAGUCUCUCAACAAGACUCACUCUUCUCAUAAUGUGUCACGUGCUGAGGACAUUGCAUUUGUCACUGUCUUUACCAUUUACAAUUCUUCUGCUAGCAACGUAGAUGAUAGAUCAUCAAACACAGUUAUUGGGGAUUCUUCAUAUAAUAAGGUGCAGAGGUCAAUGGCCGUGUUGAAUGUCUUCAUUAACUUCGUUCAGGUGACAAUGCCCCAGAGCAGCGUGAUCAUUCUUACUGACCCAGCAUCUGACUUUUCAUUGCACAAAAAUAGGGUCUUUCUUUAUCCUAUUCAAGGUGAAUAUUCACGAGACAAGUUGAUGCUUCAAAGGAUCAGGUCUUACAUUCUUCAGGAGCUUUCUCAGAGGCCAGCAAGUACCACACACUAUAUUUUCACUGAUUCUGAUAUAGCAGUGGUUGAUGAUCUGGGACAUGUUUUCCAUGACCACCAAAAUUUUCAUCUCGCGUUGACCUUCAGGAACAAUAAGGCUCAACCUUUGAAUUCAGGAUUCAUUGCAGUGAGGGGUACUGCUGAUGCAAUUUUGAGGGCAAAGCUUUUCCUACAAGAGGUUUUGAAAAUUUACAGCUCAAAAUACAUGAAUGCUUCUCGGAUGCUUGGUGAUCAAUUAGCUCUUGCUUGGGUCGUGAAGUCCCAUCCUUCUUUUGAUGCCAGCAGGUUUUCAAAGCCCCUGUCUUUCACUGAAGACAUUGGUGGUACUUCGGUACUGUUCUUACCUUGUGCCAUAUACAACUGGACACCACCUGAGGGUGCUGGUCAAUUUCAUGGCAUGCCCUUGGAUGUUAAGGUUGUACAUUUUAAAGGAUCAAGAAAACGCCUAAUGCUCGAGUCUUGGAACUUCUAUAAAUCCUCUCCCAUCAUUGAAGACAUGUUAUGCCUCAUUCUGGCAAGUGGACGAACCAAGUAUGAUUUUUGAAGUUCACUGGAGAAUUACUUGAUAUUUUGUGCAGACAUGCCUCACAACUUAGGAGAAUGGUAUAGCAGGAAAUUUUUUCACCCAGAUAUAUCCACCCCAGCUUCAGGUGUGGUAGAUUUGUUAUUUUCACGAGAGUUCUUGGCAUAUUUGUAAGACAAAUAUUUCACUCAGACUCUGAAGAUAAUAUAGAAUGUAAUGGUACUCUCAUUUAUGACUUCCCUUUUGCGUCCUUUUGCCGAGGAGAUUGUAGAUGGCAUAGUACUUGUGGGGUUUUUUCAAAGAUAGCUAGUGUGGGUCCGAAGUCUUAAAAAAUAGCUUUAUUACUCAUUUAUGAAUAAUAUAGUUUAUUAGAGUUUUUAUAUUGCC